Molecule: messenger RNA, 633 nt
Organism: Hibiscus syriacus
Lineage: Eukaryota; Viridiplantae; Streptophyta; Magnoliopsida; Malvales; Malvaceae
Product: respirasome Complex Assembly Factor 1-like
Exons: 4
Coding region: 53-436 (127 amino acids)
Biological process (GO): mitochondrial respirasome assembly
Source: RefSeq, a predicted model, not a curated record
ACUGUAUUUAUAACUCUCUUUUUUUUUGAGAAAAAGAAAGAAAAGAUUGAGUAUGAAAGAAGCGAAACCAGGUAAAUUGAAUGUACAUCAACAACACGAAAACGGUCACUUCUCUCCGUUCAAGUUCGCCAAGUUAUUAGAUCCAGAAGCUUCUUGGGACAAGGAUCAAUUAGGAGAUAUAUUGCAUUGGAUUCGACAGGUUGUAGCUCUUUUCUGUGGUUUAUUAUGGGGAGCAAUCCCAGUGGCUGGAGGCAUUUGGAUCUUCAUUUUUCUGGCCAUAUCCACUGGCAUUAUAUAUGGUUAUUAUGCAAUGAUACUGAAGAUUGAUGAGGAAGAAUUUGGGGGUCAUGCAGCUCUUCUACAAGAAGGGCUUUUUGCUUCAAUAACUGUCUUUCUGUUGGCAUGGAUUCUCGUAUACAGCUUGGCCCACUUCUGAUAUGAAUUUUAUCAUCAAUUUGGUUGCCCUCUGUUUGUAAGUCACAUUUCUAGGAUUCAACUCUUUAGAUGAGGAAUAGUUCAUUAUUUCCAAAAACAAUUUAGAAACUUUCUUACUUGAUAAAUGCCUGUAGUUCCUUUCACUUUUCAUUGUGCGACACUCCAAUUUUGCAGACCAUGAAGCUUUUUUUAAUCAUG